Molecule: messenger RNA, 675 nt
Organism: Lodderomyces beijingensis
Lineage: Eukaryota; Fungi; Ascomycota; Pichiomycetes; Serinales; Debaryomycetaceae
Source: the annotation of a GenBank genome assembly
AUGCUAGUCGAAGAGGUUCCUAAAUCCAUCAAUACCAAUGCAAAGACAGUAUACUUUAGCUCUUCGGUCAACCUCAGUGCUCGGCUGAGUGGAAACAGAUACGCUGACGAGAGUGGCGCCGACUCUGCCCAAAAAGGCAGGGCCAAAGUGAACUACAACCUCAACCAGCUUUUCAACGCUCAAACCCAGUCCAACUCUGCUUCCAAGGAUAAUGGCUCCUUAAAAUCUGCGCAACAGAUUCAGUUGGAGAGAUCUGUUCAGAAAAGGGUAUCUGAGUUGAACCAAGAAAGCUCUGGCAAGGGCUUUGAGUUGCCCAAAAAUUUCCAGUACACGGGCAUCCGCGCCUCGAGGGAUCCACGUCACGCAUCUCAAAAGUCAAGAUUGGGAACAACUCCUGCCACGAAAAGGAUCUUGGCUGCUCGAAGAAACUUGAAUCUGUAUUACGAAGAGGAGAGAAACCUAAUCUCGGUCAACACUAUUCUUUCACUCAACUACCAAUUUCUAGAUUACAGCGAGACCGAGGGGAAGCCACGGAAAAUGGAAAGACCAAGACCGAAAAUACGUCUUUGUUGCAUUUGUGGUUCCCAAUCUAGCUACUCACGUUGCCCCUCCUGCGGCUUGUAUUUUUGUUGCGUGAAAUGCAAUAAGUUGCAUCUUGAGCUGAGAUGUGCAUAA